Messenger RNA from Meleagris gallopavo (turkey), 5098 nucleotides. NCBI's taxonomy places the organism in Eukaryota, Metazoa, Chordata, Aves, Galliformes, Phasianidae. The record is from RefSeq and is a predicted model, not a curated record.
UGGGACCCCAAGUUCGACUCCACCAACCUGGAGGAGGCGUGCAUGGAGCGCUGCUUCCCGCAGACCCAGCGCCGCUUCCGCUACGCCCUCUUCUACAUUGGCGUGGCCUGCCUGCUCUGGGGCAUCUACUUCGGCGUGCACAUGAGGGAGAAGCGGAUGGUGUUCAUGGUGCCGGCCCUGUGCUUCCUCUUGGUGUGCCUGGCCUUCUUUGCCUUCACGUUCACCAAGGCCUACGCCCGCCGUUACGUGUGGACUUCGUUGACGCUCACGCUCCUGGUGUUCGCCCUGACGCUGGCCCCGCAGUUCCAGGCCCUGGAUCCCCUGUCGGGGAGCGGUGAUGUGCCCAACCGGACGGCCCCAGCCGUUCCCACCGACACCUGCCUGUCGCAGGUGGGCAGCUUCUCUAUGUGCGUCGAAGUGCUCCUGUUGCUCUACGCGGUGAUGCACUUACCCCUGUAUCUGAGCUUGUUUCUGGGGCUGUCCUACUCGGUCCUCUUUGAGACCUUUGGGUAUCGCUUCCGCGAUGAGAGCUGCUUCACGCCGCUCGGAGGCGGCGCGGUUUACUGGGAGCUGUUGAGCAAAGCCUUCCUUCACAUCUGCAUCCACGCCAUCGGCAUUCAUUUAUUUAUCAUGUCCGAAGUCAGGUCCAGAAGCACGUUCCUGAAGGUGGGGCAGUCCAUCAUGCACGGGAAAGACUUGGAAGUGGAAAAAGCCCUGAAAGAGAGGAUGAUUCACUCUGUUAUGCCCAGAAUAAUAGCAGAUGACUUAAUGAAACAGGGCGAUGAUGAGAGCGAGAACUCCAUCAAACGUCAUUCCACCUCGAGCCCCAAGAACAGGAAGAAGAAGCCCUCCAUCCAGAAAACCCCCAUAAUAUUCCGGCCUUUUAAAAUGCAGCAGAUAGAGCAGGUGAGCAUUCUGUUCGCGGACAUCGUUGGCUUCACUAAGAUGAGCGCCAAUAAAUCUGCCCACGCUCUGGUGGGGCUCCUCAACGACCUCUUUGGGCGCUUCGACCGCCUGUGCGAGGACACUAAAUGUGAGAAGAUCAGCACACUGGGAGACUGCUAUUACUGCGUGGCCGGCUGCCCAGAGCCACGGGCGGACCACGCUUACUGCUGCAUCGAGAUGGGCUUGGGCAUGAUCAAAGCCAUCGAGCAGUUUUGCCAGGAGAAAAAAGAAAUGGUCAACAUGAGAGUCGGUGUCCACACCGGGACGGUGUUGUGCGGCAUCCUGGGAAUGAGGAGGUUCAAGUUCGACGUGUGGUCCAACGAUGUCAACCUGGCCAAUCUGAUGGAGCAGCUGGGGGUGGCUGGGAAAGUCCAUAUUUCGGAAGCUACUGCGAAAUAUUUGGACGAUCGUUAUGAAAUGGAGGAUGGCAAAGUGACGGAGCGGGUCGGUCAGAGCGUGGUGGCCGAUCAGUUAAAAGGAUUGAAGACCUAUCUGAUCUCUGGUCAGAAGGUGAAGGAACCCCACUGCAGCUGUUCGCAAGCCUUGCUUCCCAGCUUGGAGGCUGGGGAUGGAGCCAGGAUGCAGGCAGCUCCCUCAGCCGAGAGUGCUGCUGACUCCACAAAGGCUCUCAAACACGUGGAAAAGCCAAAGGCUCCCGGAGGACAUAGUCCAAAGACUCAGAAUGGACUUUUGAGUCCUCCACAGGAAGAAAAGCUGAGCAACAGUCAAACCUCACUUUAUGAAAUGUUGCAAGAGAAAGGAAGAUGGGGGGGAGUGAGUCUGGAUCAGUCAGCUCUCCUCCCUUUGAGGUUCAAAAACAUCAGAGAAAAGACAGAUGCCCACUUUGUGGAUGUGAUUAAAGAGGACAGCCUCAUGAAGGACUACUUCUUUAAACCGCCCAUCAGUAAGCUGAGCCUGAACUUCUUGGAUCAGGAUCUGGAGAUGGCCUACAGGAUGAGCUAUCAGGAAGAGGUGAUGAGGAAUGCACCUGUGAAGACGUUUGCCAGCGCUACCUUCAGCUCCCUCCUGGACGUGUUCCUCUCCACCACAGUCUUCCUCAUCCUCUCCGUCACGUGUUUCCUGAAGCAUGGCAUGGUGGCAUCCCCUCCUCCACCCGCUGCUGUCGUGGUGUUUGUCAUUGCCAUCCUGCUGGAGGUGCUGUCCCUCAUCAUCUCAGUCAGGUAAAGCACACGUGAGCGUGUUAAAUGGGUGGUGUGUGGAAAUGCGUCUCUUUACUUGCACUUCUGCAAACCUAGCAGGCGUGUGUAAAUUUAAAUCCUUUUGUAAUCACAUCUUAGAAGCAGUUCUGUUGUUUCAGAAGAAGCAGUACAUUGCAGCUUCUAUUCCGACUUCAGGGUCAAGCUAAAAGUUGUACUUCAUUUGUACUUCAGUCACCUGAAUCAGGCUUGUAAUUGGAGUAUACCUACGAAGGUGUGCAAGCAAGGCUGGAAUUUUGAAGUAAAGGGGUGUCACUUACCAACUGUGGCAGUAUUUUGGAGAGUUAGUGUUUCCUAGUGGGUGUAUUUUGCUGUAAUAACUUGAACUGUGUUGUAUUGCAUAGUUUGUGGAGCAGCUGCAGUGGUACAAGUUUGGGGCAGAGCGUUGUGCCCAGGCAGCUCUUCCACUGGCUGAGGAUGAGGAGCAGAAGGGCAGCAGUGAGCAGCUCAUCUGGGCUCAGGGCUGUGGGUUGGAACCCUGCAGUUUGUUCAGCUCUGAACAGCUCAACCCCUGCUUUGCAGUAGAGCUUGCUUCUGCUCUCAGAUAUGUUUGGAGGGAACUGGUGUUUAUUCACUUUGCAGGUACCAUAUUGAAACACUCCAUUUUGGUAUUUUUUCAACUUAUUAUUUUUCCAUCACGUUAUUAUCUUUGCACUUACGUUUUCUUAUUUCACACAAGCUUGAAGAAGACUCCUUUUACUCUGCAGUUACAUUUCUCAGCACUUUGCUACCACAGGCCCACGUCACCACCGUCCUUCAGUGAGAUGUAAUUUGUGCUCACAGCUGAUCAGGGUAUCUGAGGUAGUGAAUCUCUGAGGUGCAGAAAAGGAUCAUCUCUGACCUGAGGAGAUCUCACCCAGAGUAUUUUCUUGAUAAUAGCCUUCUACUUUACACUGAAUAAGAGCCUCUUUUUGCAGAUGGAAGGCACAUAAGCUGGUAGGUUUUCAGUUCUGAACAGAAUUGUGUUUUGUAGAAACUGGUAUGUGCUUGGGGUUUUGGACUGUCUGGUUUUGUGUGUUGAGUUUGUGAUAUAUGUUGGUGUCUCCCCAGCCUGAGGCGCACACUCCUGCACAGGUGUAGCAACCUCCCACUUCCCCAGCUUUCUUUCAAAAUAUGACUGUGCCUUACAUGCUGGCUGCAUUAAAUUCAGGAUGUAUUAAAUUGUGCACUGCGUUGCGUAUCCACAGCAGGGGGUUCAUGGGCAGCUCUGUUGGUGCUGCUGAAGCGUGGGGCCUGCCAGCAUCAGGAGGAUGGAUGCACCGUUGUGCCCUUGUUCCGUAUCACUUCCUUUAAGCAGAAAGAGGAAUAUCAUCUUUUUUUCCCUCUUCAAAGCAAGAGCUGCUUGCUCUGACUGCGUGUUAUACACAGAAACAGUGCAGAGCUUCCUGUGCAGAAAUGUCAUCCCAAAUGGCAAUCACAGAAUGCCACAGAGCUAUCUUAAGGGAGGGGAUCGGCCUACAAUGCUGGGCGCAAUCCCAGAAUUUCAGGAAAAGGGAUUAUUUUGGGCCCAAACAAAUUCUUGCCCGAGUUUCUCAUUGUGUUUUCAUUAUCAUGGUGCACAACACCCCUGCCUUUAAAUCAGUCUGGCUUUAAUUGCAUCCAGUGCUUGGCCCAGGGAGCACGCAGCACAGCUCUGGGGGCUGAGGGCUCGAGUCUGGCUGUGCCAUGAGAGACAAGGAAGAGCCAGCAGGGUGAGAGCAGAAGGCCUCGUGGAGCAAGAGGAGGAUGUUUUGAUUUCUCUGAAGUGCCUGCUAAUAAAUUAUUGGAGUACCUACAGAUGAGGAUCCCGCUGUUAGCACAAGUGCCGCUCUAGAAUUAAUUGUUCAACACCACGUGCAAAAAGAGUGCUUAAUUUGGAAGCAUGUGGCGUGUGUCACCUCCAGUUCUGCUGAUACAGUGCAAAGAAUGUCCUUCUGCCCACUUGGAAUAUGACUGCUUGUGUGAGUUCAGUUAGAAUGCAGGGGAUCUUCAAGUUUGGGUAUUUUAUAUAAGUAUCUCGGGAAAUGUCAUUGAACAUAUGACAGUAUGUGAGAUCUCACUUGGGUUUUCUUAGGGUUGCCUCGCAGAAACAGAGGUAAAAGAGAUCUGCCCACUGUUCUAGGUAUAAAGAUUUUUGUUAGCCAGACCCCUUUGGCAUCCAGUCCUUGUUCUCAACUGAAACCUGUUAUAUAUUGAUAAAAAUGUGCAUUGCUUCUGAUAGCACCCUUCAGCGAGGAUCUCUGGGUGCCAGAGGAGUUCUUGUUCAGAAGAGUGGGAAAUGGAGCACCUGGUGACUUCAUUCAGCCGUUCUGCCCUACCUUCACAGCGGGCAAACCAGAUCUUCCAGGUGAAAAAAGAAGCAAGCACGGUCCAAACAGGAGAAGGGAAACCUGCUGUUGCCUGAUAAAGUUAGACUGCACUUUGCCCAUUCCUCUGCAGUAACACCCAAAGCUGCUGGAGCCCUGUGGCCCACUGGCUCCUCCUAAAUUCUUUAUGACCAGGAGCAAAAAUCACUUUGUGCAACUGGAGCUCAAUGAAAGGGUUCUGUUAGCAAUAUGAUGUGCAUGGAGUAUUGGUGCACGGGCAGGAGAUGCAUUCUGUUCACCUUUAUUUCUACCAGCUGUGACUUUGGUAUUUAAUAUCCCACCAAAUUGCUGCUGUCCCAAAAGCUUUGGAUUUGAAAUACGGGAAUUGAUUCUCAGCUGUCAGUAAGCACAGAAUUGCCAGUAAUGUUCUCCAUUAGCCAUUAAUCAUUCAUGUCCAAGUUACUGAUCUGGACUGCAGUUUGUGUAGCCAUGCCCAGCACUGCAGCAUCUCAGCAUGCUGAGCUGCCCACAACCAUCCCACCAUGUGCCCCAUGGCCACCUUGUGUCUGCAGCCCUCCUGGAAGGGGACAGCUGUGCUGUAGGCCUGGGCUUAGCUUCCCCAUGAGGGUUUGUAAGUCCUGGACCAAAAAA